AUGUUGAACAUACACAAAAUAUGGCUAUUCUCUUCGUUGUGUGUUGUUGGUAUUGUAGUUUUAUAUUUCCAGUCGGAAGUAACACGUUUAGAGGACAAUUAUCGCAAACUAGAAUUCAAAUUACUGCAAAGCCAUUCAGAGUCUCGUCAGUUCUUUCCGAAGGCUUUGGAAAGAGAAGACGAUGAUCUAGUAGUUAUAUACAAUAGGGUUCCAAAGACAGGCUCCACCAGCUUUGUUGGUGUAGCAUAUGAUUUGUGCAAAAAGAAUCAUUUUAAAGUCCUACAUAUUAAUAUCACAGCGAACAUGCACGUUUUGUCACUUAGUAACCAGUAUAAGUUUGCUCAAAAUGUGACUAAGUGGCGGGAAAUAAAGCCAGCGUUGUACCAUGGGCAUAUGGCUUUUCUUAAUUUCGAUAGGUUAGGCACAGCAUCAAAGCCAAUAUUUAUAAACCUGAUACGAAAGCCGCUGGAUCGGCUUGUAUCCUACUAUUAUUUUUUGCGCCACGGUGACAACUUUAGGCCACAUCUAGUAAGAAAAAAGCAUGGUGAUAAAAUGACAUUUGACGAGUGUGUGGAGAAAGGACAACCAGAUUGUGACCCUAGUAAUAUGUGGCUGCAGGUGCCAUUUUUUUGUGGCCAUGCAGCCGAGUGCUGGAAACCGGGCAACCAAUGGGCACUAGAUCGAGCAAAACACAACCUAAUAAACCAUUAUCUAUUAGUUGGAGUAACAGAAGAAAUGUUAGACUUCAUAUCAGUCCUAGAGGCUGUCUUGCCGAGACUUUUUAAAGGCGCUACAGAACAUUACUUGAGUAGUAACAAGUCUCACCUGCGACAGACCAGCUCGAAAAUCAAUCCGACACAGGACACAAUAGCCAAGAUUCAAAAGUCUGAUAUAUGGAAAAUGGAGAAUGAGUUAUAUGAAUUUGCUUAUGAACAUUUCAAAUUUGUGAAACGGAAAAUGCUCAUGAAGGAUGUCAACAGUGUACCGCAAAUAUAUUUUUAUGAAAAAGUUAGACCGAAGUGA
Leptosia nina is the source of this 1023-nucleotide messenger RNA. NCBI's taxonomy places the organism in Eukaryota, Metazoa, Arthropoda, Insecta, Lepidoptera, Pieridae. The record is from the annotation of a GenBank genome assembly.